Molecule: messenger RNA, 3339 nt
Organism: Aegilops tauschii subsp. strangulata
Lineage: Eukaryota; Viridiplantae; Streptophyta; Magnoliopsida; Poales; Poaceae
Molecular function (GO): zinc ion binding
Source: RefSeq, a predicted model, not a curated record
GAUGUCAAUUUUCGGAUAACUGAAUCAUUAUCGGCUCACAAAGCCUCUCUGCAUGGGGAACUUUUCUUAUUCAGUCUUGCGAAAUCUCAGUCGACUGAGACUUCGUUAAGUCUCAGCCGAUGCUAUUUCUGUGAGAUCCCGCAUUAAGGUCGGUUCAUUUUUUUCUUUAGUUUUUUUUCUCUCUUGCAUGUUAUAUCGGUUGACCGAGACUUAGUUAAAUCCCAAUCGACUGAGACCUAGCCACACUCCUUAUUAUUACUUUCUGCCUAGCUAGUAUCCUCCUAUACUUAUUGUCUUUCUUUUAAGUUUCCAAAAUGGGUUCAAAAGAUAAAAUAAGAGCUCCAAAGUGCUUUCGAAAGUAGCAUCUUUGGAGUAAUAGUUUUUUUUCCCACGACUUCGACCAAUGUGAUCCUAUGAUGAAUAUUUGCCAAAGCACUCAAAACAUUUGCUAGUGUUUGCCACAAUUUUUUUCCAGAAAAUUCAUGCGGGCUCAUUUGAGCCCGAGCUACAUGUCCCAUUGCUAAUUUUCUUGAGGCAAUUCGUUUUUCCAUUUUUUUUAAGAGGAUCUUGCGGCAAUCUGCUUUUUAAUUUUUGGUUCCUUUGUCCCGUUAGACGUGAGGCCCACACAGCAAAUGGAAAUGCAGCCUCAGGCAGCGCUAGCUAAAGACGAACCAUCCAGAGCCCAAAGCCCAGCUAACGGCCCACCAUCCAGAGACAAAAUGGAGGGAAAACUUCAGAAGCGAGGGAAAAACUCCUUCCCGUCCCCAAAAAGCGCGCGCCACGCCGACGGAAACCCUGGUCGCGCGAAGCCGGCGAUGGUGGAACCACGCGCCGGUGCCGCUGCAGCCCCCUCCCUCGCCGCGACCGUCGCACUCCCCGCCCCCAACCAGGGCACCACCGCCGGCGCGAGGAAGCGGAAGGCCCUGGCGACGGAGAAGGCUCCGAGGAAGCCUCGCAAGCGGCAGGUUGAAGAACCGAUUCAGAUCCCUGUGUACUACGGAUGUAGAAAAGGAGAUUUUUCAAGCGUGCACGGCGGUGAUUUAGUUCAAGAUUGCCCAGCCAUUUAUGCAGAAAACAUAUGUGCGCACAUAAUCGGCGAGCUGCCGCUGCAGCCACAGUCGAUGUCACUGGUGGAUCUGCAGCUCUGGGUCUUCAAGCUGUUCAGGCUCCAUCCAGAAACACAAGAUCUCCAUGUUAAGGGGUUCCUCAAACAACGCAAAAAUGACCCGUAUGACGAAGAGGAUCCGGACUGGUAUUUGGAGUACUACCAGUGGGACACCCAUGAAUUUUACACCGACAAAUACUGGAGAUCCUUUGCAAAUAAAUUGAAGAAAAAGAGAAAUGUGACGCACAAGUUCAUGUUGUACGUGGAAUCCUCUGAGAUCAGGCACUAUGACAUAUUGCUCAAAGCAGUAAAUGAUGAUUACUCUCAGCAGGUGCCGGCUGUGUUGCCUGGGACGGAAAGCCUGGCAAGGUGUGAAUUCAGCUUCCGCUACCUUAAGGAACACCUGGCAGUUACUGCUGAGGAAAUGGCAGUUUAUCUCACUGGUCACUAUGGCGAGCAGGUUACUCCCGCUGAGGCGUGGAGGGCAAGACAGAUGGCUCUUGAGAAGGAAUUCGGUACCUUUUAUGAUUCAUACAACUUUGCCCCGAGGUUACUUAAGGAAAUAGCACGUAAAAACCCUGGUGGUUUUGUAGAGAUCAAAGAUUCACUGGUUUCAGGGUGUAAGGAUUUUCGAGUCCUUCAGCGUAUAUGUUGGGCGUUUGGACAAUCCUUACAGGCCUUCAGUGCCUGUCGCCCUGUGCUGUGCAUUAAAGGCACACCCCUAUGCGGGAAAUAUCAAGGGGUGCUGUUGACGGCUGUGGCAUUAGAUGCUAAUAAUUUCUCCAUUCCAGUAGCAUAUGCCAUCGUCGAGUGCGAGACAAAGGAAAGCUGGCUGUGGUUUCUUAGGAAUUUGGAGCGAGCAGUGGUUCAUCAAGCUGAUGUCUGCAUUAUACACGACUACAAAAAGGAGUUGAUCGACGCCGUAGAGGAUCUUCUGAAUUCCCGUCGACGACAAGGGCUGAAAGCAGAAAGCCGGUGGUGCAUGGAACACCUUGCUGAAAACUUCUAUGCAUAUUUUGGCGACAAGAACCUGGUGAUGAUGUUCAAGAAACUUUGUCAGCAGAAGCGACAACAUAAGUUCGAUAAACUCUGGAAGGAGCUUGAUGAGUUGACAUCCAAAUAUAUGGCAGAGAAAGAAUGUGGUGAAGUGCAGCAGGGGUCAGUCAAGCAUGAUGAGACAGAGCUUCAGGAGCAAAGCUCAUCCAGCCAGCCUCAUUCAGUGGAGGAUGGGAAGGAAGGAGAUCAAGCCGAUGACAGCAAAGGAAAGGUAACAAAGUUCUCUGAUUGGAUUCGUCUGAAACCAAUGGAGAAGUGGUCACUGGUGCAUGAUAGCAACGGAGCAAGAUAUGGCAUCAUGGGCACUGAUAUAACGGAUGUAUAUAAGAACGAUCCUGUAUUGAAAGGUAUAACUUGCCUUCCACUCAGUGCGAUGGUGGAGGUGACAUUCCUGCGCUUGGAAGAGUACUUCAGAAACACAGGUGACGCAGCAAACAAAGCAAUCGGCAACCCUUCAGUUAGCUUCCCGGAACGUGUCCAGGAUGACAUGAACUCCAAAAUGCAGAAAGCCGAGAUGCAUCAAGUUCUUGGGAGUGAAGAGGCUCUGAAAUUUACGGUGAAGUCGAGGCAGAGGCAGGUUACCGUAAACUUGAAGUCGGAAUAUACCCACAACAUGGAUAAGUCUAAAGGAUCCACAGCUCGAAAAACUGCUACCUGUUCAUGCAACAAGCCGCAGCUGCUUCACAAGCCUUGCUCUCAUGUCAUUGCCGUCUGUUGUCAUAUUGGGGUUAGUGCUGCUGAAUACAUGUCCCCAUACUACAGCCUGACUUGUCUAGGCAGGACCUGGAGUAAAAAAUUCAAUGAGUUCUCACGCAACUACAGAAAGAAUUUACCACGCUACUACAGAGAUGUUAGACCAUUUGAACGUGAAACACCAACUUGGAUCCCAGACAAAAGAUCGGAGUGUGGUUUUCCUGUUUAUCUGUUGUCGGACUGCGUACAAACUGCCGUUGUCGAUGAAGGGCAACAGUGCACAACUGAAGAUGAAUCAGUUGCAGGCAAUGAAUCAACAAAUGCACGCUCAGAAGAAUCAAGAACCUAGCCAAAUUUGAGCUUCUUUUAUCAUCUGUGAAACUCCAGGUUGUUCAUAUUUUGGACCCUUAAUAUCUGGUAGUUACUGUGCUUUAAGUUAUCCUAUAUGUAAACUCUGAACCUCUAGUAGUAUUUGCAGUACUUUC